UGCUGUAGUCAGAAUAGAUCUGUGUUCUGCCAUUAGGAGAAAUAGUUUGCCUGUGCUCACUCUGUACGUAUAUUCAGCUCACUCAACAUUUUUUUUCAUUUAAAUCACAUAGAAAUGAGGAACACUUCAAAAUAAAAAGGCGAUACCGCCUUACUUACAGUGUAUUAUAAGAACAUAGUAGGCACAGUUUUCAUGAUCCAUCGCUAACAGUAGCAUUUUAUGGAGUUUUUACCAGGAAAAGAAUGGGCUUUGAAUGCCAAAUACAAAAAAUAAGAUGCUGGGAUAUAUUAAGCGUUUAACUGUUUGUUUAGGAACCCCAAAACAAAGCGUACUUCACUUUGGGAAUUAAAACGAGACUGGAACACCGGAUGUACAAUAAAUGUAAAGUGAAAUGACACUGUGAGACACUACCUGACGCGAUCAAAGUGGGUGUUACUCUAGACAGCCUGAACUCGGAAUACAAUUCCUGUGAAACUAAUGUGAGAUGUAGAAUGGCAGACCAGAGUGGUACUAAUAAUAGUCAUAAUAAUGCUCAACCGAUUAACCCUAAUAUUCCAGAUUUUGAAGAGUCAUCGCGAAUAAACACUAAUGUGUUUCAUGUGGGGUCAUUUGGGGCUUUGUGGAAAGAAAAACUAUUGCCACGAGAUUUUUCAUUGGACGAUACUGAGAUGGAAGAGGAGGAGGACGAAGAGAAUGUAGUUCAGGAGCUCGGAUGCUCCUCUGCAACAGCUGCCGAGCUAGAAGUUGUUUGCAGUGUUGAUGCAUUGAAAUGCACUGAAGUUGACUGCCCAGAUCCUGAAGUAAUUCCUGAUAAGACUGACUUAGUUACUGUUGGAAUUCGAAGGAAGAUUCUGGACAGGCGGGAAGAUACCAUAAUAGUAGAUCGUAUUUGUCGACAAGAGAUGUUUGCUUAUGAGCUGCAGUCAUAUGCAGUGGGCAAAAAGCCAAAAGAUCCUGAGGAUUACAUUGACGAAGGAGAAUUAAUUUUGACUCUGAAUAUCUUUUAUCCUGUUAUUUUUCAGAAGCACAGGGAGUAUAAGCCAUAUCAGACUUGGCUGGUUUUAGGGAGCCAGAAGUUGACAGAGCUACGUGAUGCCAUUUCUUGUGUUAGUGAUCUUCAGAUCAGUGGCGAAUACAGUAACAAUCCAGACAUGGAACCAGAAAACCUCAGCAAGGAUCUUUACAAGUCAUCUUUCCUGUAUUUUGAGAAUGUGUUCUACAAUGACAUGAGAUUCCCAGAGUGUAGAGAUCUAAGCAGAACAGUGAUUGAGUGGGCACAAGAACGUGACAGAGGCUACAGCGAUUUUAGAUGUGAGAAGAUGGAGGAUUUCACUUUUAAUGAUUUAAACAUUAAAAUUGGAUUUCCUUAUGUGUACUGCCACCAAGGAGACUGUGAGCACAUCAUCAUCAUCACAGAUAUCAGACUCGCACAUCGAGAUGACUGCCUUGAUAAAACUUUGUACCCACUACCAAUCAAAAAGCACUGGCUGUGGACUAGAAGAUGUGCAGUUUGCAAUUUGUAUACUGCAAGGUGGGUGACCAAUAAUGACCAUCUUGCACCAGAGGACCCCUGCUUUUUCUGUGAUGUUUGUUUUCGACUGCUUCACUAUGACACUGAAGGCAACAAAUUAGGAGAGUUCCUCGCUUUUCCUUAUGUAGAUCCUGGGAUAUUUAACUAGCCAGCCAUCUACUAUGAAUGUAGUCCUGAGUUCUUGACUUGCAGAAUAUGGCUUACAUUAAGCAGUAUUUUUUUUUCUUUCCAAAUGGUUUUAUACUUGAAGAUGUGGUUAUUCAGCUUUGCUGUUUAAUAAAUAAAGUGGUUAUUGCAAAUAUG
Molecule: messenger RNA, 1834 nt
Organism: Protopterus annectens (West African lungfish)
Lineage: Eukaryota; Metazoa; Chordata; Ceratodontiformes; Protopteridae
Gene: SNAPC3
Product: small nuclear RNA activating complex polypeptide 3
Exons: 9
Coding region: 492-1679 (395 amino acids)
Biological process (GO): snRNA transcription by RNA polymerase III; snRNA transcription by RNA polymerase II
Cellular component (GO): snRNA-activating protein complex
Molecular function (GO): bent DNA binding; RNA polymerase II cis-regulatory region sequence-specific DNA binding; RNA polymerase III type 3 promoter sequence-specific DNA binding
Source: RefSeq, a predicted model, not a curated record